Messenger RNA from Eruca vesicaria subsp. sativa (arugula), 1270 nucleotides. Lineage: Eukaryota; Viridiplantae; Streptophyta; Magnoliopsida; Brassicales; Brassicaceae. The record is from the annotation of a GenBank genome assembly.
UUUUAAGGAAACACAUAACAAAAUCUAGAAAAUAUACAUACAGAUUCCUUAACAUAAAGGGAUAUACGCCCAGAUUCGUUUGAUGUAUCAGUCAUUAAAGUCUAUAACACAUACAAGGAAAGAGAUAUCUCUGUUCACAUUCCUCUGAUCUUGUUCCCUUUAUAUAAUCACCAAUAACCAUCUCAAUCCUAUAACUUCAAAUCUCCAAAACUACAAUCAGUCUUAUUGAAGAUGAAGCUUCUUCAUGCAUCACUGUGUUUGAUCAGUCUUCUCCUGAUCUUGCCUUCGAUCUUCGCUGAUUCUUCCUCUGGAGAUUUCGAUUUCUUUUACUUCGUCCAACAAUGGCCAGGAUCAUACUGUGACACACAAAAGAGUUGUUGCUUUCCAACUAGUGGCAAACCAGAUGCUGAUUUUGGAAUUCAUGGUCUUUGGCCUAAUUACAAAGAUGGUACUUAUCCUUCUAACUGCGAUAGCAGUAAACCAUUCGAUUCAUCAUCGAUAUCCGAUCUGAUCAGCUCAAUGGAGAAGAGCUGGCCGACACUGGCUUGCCCGAGCGGCUCAGGCGAGGCCUUUUGGGAACAUGAAUGGGAGAAGCAUGGUACUUGCUCCCAAUCGGUUAUCGACCAACAUGAGUAUUUCCAAACCGCUCUUAACCUUAAGGAGAAAACCGAUCUUCUUGGUGCUUUAACUAAAGCCGGAAUCAAUCCGGAUGGAAAGUCUUACAGCAUAGAGAGCAUAAGAGACUCGAUUAAAGAGUCAACGGGUUUCACUCCAUGGAUUCAAUGUAACAGAGAUGGGUCCGGCAAUAGCCAAUUGUACCAAGUCUACCUCUGUGUUGACCGGUCUGGUUCCGGUUUAAUCGAAUGUCCGGUUUUCCCUCAUGGAAAAUGUGGAGACGAGAUCGAAUUCCCUUCUUUCUAAUAAUCAUGUUUUGCUAAUUUCCUAAUCUAUUGAAUCGGUGAUUGGUUUCGUUAUUAUAAUUGAUGCUGUAAUAAAAAAUCUAUGAAAUUUGAGAUUGUUCUCUGUUUAUUGAUUAAUUCGUGGUUUAUAUACUGUACCUUAAAAUCAUCUAUUAGCUAUGGUUGAUUUUAGAAUUACUUAGGAAUGGUUUGGAUUAUUAGGAAAGUUUUGGAUAUAUAUUAAAACAACUUUUGGGAUAAAUCCAAGUUACGUCAAGUCUAUCCAUUGAUUUAAAAUGAAAACUAAUUUAAAUUUUGUAUGAAUCUACUAUAAUAUUUUAGAAGAUAAUUUUAUGCAUUCGGUAUAUCUU